GGGAUCUGUUAAAUGCCGGAGUGGCGACCUGAUGCUGCUGAGGACACCGCGCUGCUCAGCGAGGCACUGAGCGACAGCCUGCCUGACAGCCGUAAUCUGUUUAGGAGUGUCAUCCCAGCUCCAGUUCUUGUUGCUGACCUAAGUGCUUUUCCCUGCGACAAGGCGCCUUUGUACCACAGUAUAAGGUAGCCUUCUCCUGGGCUCUGAGGACAACGUGUGACUUGUGCAGAAAUGCUGCGAUACUGGGGUGAGAUCCCGGUUUCCUCCAACCAGGCCAACCGCAGCUCCUUUGACCUGCUGCAGCGCGAGUUCCGUACCGUGGAAGUCCAGGAUCCUCCACUGCACCAGCCAUCUGCGAAUAAGCCCCGGCCCACCACCAUGCUGGACAUCCCCUCUGAGCCCUGCAGCCUCACUAUCCACACCAUCCAGCUCAUCCAACACAACCGGCGGCUGCGCAGCCUCAUCGCCACGGCUCAGGCUCAGAACCAGCAGCAGGCAGAGGGCAUAAAAACUGAGGAGAACGAACCUCUGCCAUCUUGUCCAGCCUCUCCACCUCUCCCGGAUGACCUGCUUCCUCUGGAUAGCAAAACGCCCAAAAUGCCAUUUCAGCUGAGGCACAGUGACCCAGAGAGUGAUUUCUACAGAGGAAAAGGGGAGCCAGUGACUGAGCUGAGUUGGUCCUCCUGCCGGCAACUUCUCUACCAGUCAAUGGCCACCAUCCUGGCUCACACAGGCUUUGAGUGUGCCAAUGAGAGUGUUCUGGAGACCCUGACAGACAUUGCCCACGAGUACUGCUUGAAGUUCACCAAACUGCUGCGCUUUGCUGUGGACCGAGAAGCUCGACUUGGGCACACCCCUUUCCCUGAUGUCAUGGAGCAGGUCUUCCAUGAAGUGGGCAUUGGCAGCGUGCUCUCUCUGCAGAAGUUCUGGCAGCACCGCAUUAAGGAUUAUCACAGCUACAUGCUUCAGGUUAGCAAGCAGCUCUCUGAAGAAUACGAGAAGAUUGUCAACCCUGAAAAGGCAGCAGAGGACACAAAGCCUGUGAAGAUUAAGGAGGAACCUGUGAGUGAUAUUACUUUCCCCAUAAGUGAAGAGUUGGAAGGAGAUCUGGCUUCUGGUGACCAGUCUUUGCCUGUUGGAGUCCUUGGAGCUCAAAGUGAGCGCUUCUCAGCCAACUUGGAAGUAGAAGCUUCCCCGCAGACUUCAGGACCUGAGGUGAAUGCUUCCCCACUCUGGAACUUGGCACAGGUGAAAAUGGAACCACAGGAAAAUGAGGAGGGUAAUGUACAUGGCCAUGGGGUCCUAGGCAGUGAUGUCUUUGAGGAACCAAUGUCAGGCAUGAGCGAAGCUGGGAUGCCACAAAGCCCCAAUGGCUCUGAGAGCAGCUACGGUUCUCAUUCUGCUGACAGUCUGAUGGGAUCCUCACCUGUCUUCAACCAGCGCUGCAAAAAGAAGAUGAAGAAGAUGUGAGAAGGAACAUUCUUUUUAUUUAGUCCUGAUGGUAUUUAAUAGACUGGAAAUGAACUAGGAGAGUACUGUGAUGGCUAUGAUUCUAACACAGGGCUGGCCCUGGUGUAUGGGGGACCUCAAACAUAAAAUUACUGUGAGAGGUUUGAUGUGUAGUGCACUUCAUCUCCCCUCUUUGCUGGCUUCUGUACUCCAUCCUGACUCAUGAGGUAGAAGAUCACCCAUUACAUUUGACGGUGGCAUGGCUUGCUUUGGCAGAUUAAUGAGGAAUGUACCAGUGAAAAGUAGUUGUGAGGAGGUUCGCUAAGUCACAGAAUCAUUGAAUAGUUUGGUUUGAAGGUACCUCAUGAUAUUUCUACUCCACCCCCCUGCUCAGAGCACAGCCAUUUAGAGCAGGUUGCUGAGGGCUUUGUCCAUUUGAGUUUUGAGUAUCUACAGGCAUAGUGAUGCCGAACCUCUUUGGGUAACAUUUUUCCACAUUUGACAACCUUCAUAGUAAGAAAAAAAAUAUUCUUGCAUCUAGUUGGAAUUUCCCAUGUUCCAGCUUGUCUUCAUUGCCUCUUGUUCUAUCAUUGCUCAUCUCUGAGAAGAGUCUGACUGUCUUCUCUAACCUCUUAAUAUCUCUAGCUAUUAAGUGACUAUAUACAAUGAGAUCUCUCUCUAGCCUUUUCUCAUCUCAAGUGUGAAGAAACCAUGUUCCCUGAGCUCUCCUUGCUCAUCCUGUGCUCCAGCUCCCUAACCAGUUCUGUGGCCUUCCACUGAAAUUACUGCAAUGCCCUUGUGAAGGGGAGCACAAAAGUGGAUGCAGCGACCCAGACACAGUCUCACAAGUGCUGAAUAAAGAGGAAUAAUAAUUUCCCUCAAUGUGCUUGCUUCCCUCAUGCUUGCUGACUGUUGUGAGCGGCAAAAGAGUCUUAAGGUAGGGUAUUUUAAGUUAGAGAGCCAUUGCUGAUGAUUAUGAUGACCUAGCAAAGAUGCUGUAGCAUGGUCUCAGUGCCAGCUCACUCAGUGCCUUCAGAUUAAUCCUGUUGGUUCCAACUGGCUUAAGUUCUUGCUAACUCAGUCUUCCUUGCCAUAGGUAAAGCUUUAUUACCACACACUGACUGAAGGCCCGGGGACCUGACAGGCCUUAAGGCAAAACUUAUCAGUAAAAACAGACAGAAAAGGUGUUGUGUACAUCAGCCACAAAGUACAAAGAACAUCCUUUGUCACCGUAUUGCCUGCAUUGUUGAACAGUAAACCCAUAUUUUCUUAUGGUUUCUUUUGCUUCCAGUGUACUUCACAUCUCUUACCAGUUUCAACUCCAGCUGAGCUUUGGCUUUCCUAAUUGUUCCUGCAUACUUGGGCUGUGUCUCUAUAUCCCUGCUGGCAAGCCCAUCCUCAUUUCCACUUCUCUGUACCUUUUUGUUUGUGUUUGAGCUCAGUCAGGAGUUCCCUGGUCAUCUUUGCUGGCCUUCUGUCAUGCCUGCUUUAAUUUCUGCUUGUCAGAUAGGACUGUUUUUCUACUUUGAGAAAGCUGUCUUUGAAGGUAAGGCAGCACGCUUGGGUUCCUUUGGGCAGCCAGGGUAGGCCCUCAUAAAAUCCUGCCAAGACAUUCCUUGAGUAAACCAAAAUUUGUCGACCUGAAGGUACAGGACUCUGUCUUGUAAACAUUUCUUGGGAUUUUAGAUGCCACAAUUCCAUGUCUUCUGCAGCCAAGACCUUCACAUUCUCCACCAAUUUUUCCUUCUUAGAAACAAGUCAAGCAGAGCUUAUUCCCUAACUGAUUUCGUGAUCAUUUAGUCAGGGAAGCUGAUGCGGUUUUUUGGAGAGAAUGAAGCAGCUUUUAGUAUUGGUGUGAGCCCAUACUGGCAAUGCAAACUUUUCCUUUGCUGUCAUUGGCUUGAGUGCAGCAACUUCUGACUGGGUGAGGUUUCAUAUUCAAAGUUGUUAUCUUGACAACUUAGUCUGAAACAGAAUCUAUUUUGCUGCUUGCUUUUACAACUCGGCUGACUGAUGGAAUUUCUUUUGUUCUGCACAAUCCUCAGUUGAUCAACUCGGUCUUUAACUUGAUUCAGUGUGUCUCUCUCUCAAAAGGGCUGGAGUGAACGUGAAUCAAGAAUGAACAGCCACUUAAACUGGCUUUAUACCUGUAACCCCUUGAGAUGUUUGAGGGAAAUUUACCAAACCUUCCGUUUAUCCUUACAAUUGCAGGUUUAUCUUUUGAAAGAAUGAGCUUCAGGGAUAGUAUUUUUGUUUCUGUAUAACAUGCCUGGCCUUAAUUCUUUUUUCCUAACUGUAUUUCUUUUCCACUUUAUAGAAGUGGAAGCCAAACAUAAAAUUCCUCAAUGUCUAAUAAGAAUGUGUGACCACAGGCUUUUAUGGACAAUGGAGUUAAAAUUGUCCAUCACAGUUUUAAAGUUUUCUCCUGGGUGUACAAUUCUCACUAUUUUAAGCCUAGUCAGUAGUAGAAGAACAUACCAGGAAAUCUUUAUUUUGAUUCCCCCUGAGUCACCAUUAGGCAAUCUGCAGUGUCCCUGUUUUCUCAGCCGUAAAAAAAGAAUAGUAAUAUUUGCCAGAAGUAUGUUUGAGAUUUAGUUACUAUGCAAAAAAAGGCACAGUGAUCGUUCAGAGAGUUUUGAGAGAGUCAUGAGCUUUUAUUCAAUUCUGGUAGGACUGUUGCUGGCUGGAGAAUGUUUAGAUGGUCACUGAAGUGUUACAGUCCUAUAUGAUACAGGUUUUAAGCAAAACUGCUGAUCACAAAGAAGUACAGCACAACUCUACUGUUCAGCUGCCCAGGUACAAGAAUGGCAUUUGAGGUGGUAUCUUCUCAGCUUUAGAUGUCUACAUCUAAAUUCUUUCCCCUGGGCUCCAGUUGCAGUUGAAGAGAAAUAAUCAUUCUUAAGUCACUGUUCUUUUGACCUUGAAGUAGAAAUAUAAAGCGGGUCAAAUGAAUGGCAUUUUUAGAAAUGUCUGUUUUUCCUUUGUGUGCUCAUAGAGUGAGUUCAACUUGACUACCUCUGCUGAAGACAUCCACACCAUCAAUAUCUGACAUAAGGGAUCUGACUUCAGCCCUUCCUGUGUGGGAAUCAGAGGAGGCCUCCUCCUGCUAGGCCAGUGCUUUUGCUUUUCUUUUCACAUUUAGCAGAGUUUGCCAUUCAAAUGGCUGUAAGGGGCUAAGAGUAGGCUGCCCAUCUCAGCUAAACCAGUAGACCCAGUGUUCUCCACAACACACAGAGUGUAGAGUGUGCUAGGCUGGGGUCUCGAAGCUCAUCCUGAUUUGGCCCUUGUGCCUGAUACUGUGUGAGAACACCUGUCAUUGGGCUUUUCUCUGUAGAUGCUUUGCAAACAGGUGUAUUAAAGUAUUCUCGAGGCCAGGGUACUUAUGCAAAGUCUGUUGCACUAUUUUCAGGAGCUGAAUGACAGAGUGACUGCUGCCAGCAUCGCUUGCUCAUUUGCAAGAUUUCAAGUGGGCUAAAAAUGAAAAUCUAGUGUUCUCCAGGACUUUGGUUAAACCUCCUAAGUGUUAAUCUUAAGUGCUUUCUUUGUAUUUCUCAUGUGCAGAUGUUCGUUCUUUCUUUUGUGAUUUUUUUCAUUUCAUGUCCCUUUUCCACACCCGUUUCACCCUAUAACACACACUGCAACAAGCCAAGCCUGAGUGCUUCAAGUGUAUUUAAAUACAGUGGAAAUUCACCCUCCUUUGAUUCAACUGUGUCACUGCAGUGUAAGGAAGAAGUGUCAUUGAUUCUCUUUGGGAUGCAUGUUUAUGCAGAGGUGAGAAAUCCAUCAGCAUUGCUUACAUACUUAAAAAUGAAGGCAGAGUAAUAGCUGUACCUCCUGUUCCCACACUGUGCUAAGGGUUGCUGCUGACAUUUGUGUGCUUGAAGUUUCCUCUUAUGCAUGUGGAAGCUUCACCUUCUGGGUGAGCCCUUCCCCUCUGAACAUUUAUGGUUUUUAGAUUUACAGUAGUGUUCAUCAUGCAUGAAAUAGUGAAAUUUAAAAUCCAGCUCACAAAGUCAGAUACAGACAAUAUGCUCUUUUGAUGAAUCAAAUAAGAUUUUGCUGGGUAUUAAUGCAGCCUCGGGAAACUAGUGAGGUGUUCAUUGACCAUGUAAUCCCCAAAUUUUAAGCCACUGUGAGAUUAUGCAGUGGGUUGGAAUGAAGCUCUGCUCUUGCAGUUGUUUUUUUGCUGAUCGCUGGUAAAGCACUCUGCUGACCCACCUGCUUCAGCAGUCUGCACUUUUGAUAGUUCUUUCAUCUUUUCUCCAUUCUCUUUCCAAAGGUGGGUGGAUGAAAAAUUGGAAUAUUGAGUAUUGACCAUGUCCAUAUCCAGUAGCACUGAUGUCUUUUAGUGAUUUAGUUUGCCAUGAUUGAAAUUGGUGGGAACUUUGAUAUCAAUUUGGAGAGCAAGAUCUGUGAAUUACUUGGCUUUUGAAGUGUUUUGCAUAGGAAUCAUACAGAAUUGUAGUUGAGAGAGCACUGUGCAUCAUAUUCCUUUUUCCCUCUAGCAAUACCUUUUUAUUCCUUUUGAAGAGUUUUGCCUGGUAUCCAACAAAGUUCUCUGUAUAAAUGGCAGUGUAACAACUGUAGUACACAGCUCUGUGUCAGACUGUGCUACCUAGUGAUUUAAUUCUGAGGCCAUCCAUGCUAAUUUCAAUAUUCAUAAUGAUGUGCAGAAAAAGAGAUGUUUGCUGCAUAGAAAUUUACAAUUUAAAAAGAAAACAGGAAAAUAAGAUUAGGUAGGGGAGGUGAGGCCAAUCUGAUUAUGUGCUCAGUUCUGAGACUAAUGCAGGUGUUAUGUGUGAAGGAUGUUUUACUUAAAAUGUUUUUGUACAUGCAUGUGAACGAAAUAUGUAACUUUGCUUGUGUUUAUAUGGAACAAAAUUGCUUCCUAAUAUUUCAGGGUUGGGUUUUUUCCUUGCUCUCCUGGAGAGAGUUUCUUUGUAAUUUCUAAUAAAAUAAAUAAACUACUCAGAAAUAAAAAUCCU
Molecule: messenger RNA, 6434 nt
Organism: Manacus vitellinus (golden-collared manakin)
Lineage: Eukaryota; Metazoa; Chordata; Aves; Passeriformes; Pipridae
Gene: SUPT7L
Product: SPT7 like, STAGA complex gamma subunit
Exons: 4
Coding region: 232-1470 (412 amino acids)
Cellular component (GO): SAGA complex
Molecular function (GO): transcription coactivator activity; protein heterodimerization activity
Source: RefSeq, a predicted model, not a curated record